CUCCUCUCUCUCUCUCUCUCUCUCUCUCUCUCUCUCAAGAGUGUAUAUAUACAUACACAAUGUUGUAUGUAUAGGUGGUAGCACACAUGCAAAUGCAGAAGACGGUUAAUCAGAAAGCCUGAAUAUUCUCCUGUGAGAUCUGAAGCACUGGUGUGUGAGGCGAUUUGAAGGAAUGAAGGCGAGUACUCGGCUCAGCUCGGCUGUUUUUCAGCUUACUCCGACUCGAACAAGAUGUGAUCUGUUUAUCAUAGCAAACGGCAAGAAAGAGAAAAUUGCUUCCGGCUUGCUAAAUCCAUUUCUUGACCACCUAAAGGCUGCUCAAGAUCAGAUUGCUAAAGGUGGUUAUUCAAUUUUGCUUGAGCCAGAAACUGACGUUGAUGCAGCAUGGUUUACAAAGGCCACUAUGGAAAGGUUUGUUCGUUUUGUGAGCACUCCUGAGAUCUUGGAACGUGUAUACACAAUAGAAACUGAGAUCUUACAGAUUGAGGAGGCAAUUGCCAUGCAGAGCAACAAUGACAUAGAGCAAAGCAUUGUGGAAGAUCAUCAAGAAAAACCUCCUGGUGGUUGUGAAGCUAACAAAUCUGUGCCUGAUGCUAAUGAGGAGAAAGCAAUUGUCCUUUACAAGCCUGGGGCACCUCUUCCUGAAACCAAUGGAUCAUACUCGGAGGAGGGAAAUUCAAAAGUUCAGCUUCUGAAAGUCCUUGAGACCCGUAAAAGAAUGCUACAAAAAGAACAAGGAAUGGCCUUUGCACGUGCUGCAGCUGCAGGCUUUGAUAUUGAUCAUGUGGCACUACUUGUGUCCUUUGCUGAGUGUUUUGGAGCCCUGCGUUUAUUGGAAGCAUGCUCUAGGUUCAUGGACCUGUGGAAAAGUAAGCAUGAAACUGGGGAAUGGCUUGAUAUUGAAGCAUCAGAAGCACUGUCCACUAGGUCAGACUUCUCAGCUACGAAUGCAUCCGGUACUAUUCUCUCUGCUACACACAACCAAUAUGAUUCAUCCAAUCAUGAGGCGGGUACAAUGGAUAAUGGGAAAUCAGACUCGACAUAUAACGCAUCAGAUAACCCAGCCCCAACGCAAGAAUAUUUUCAAGGACAGUUUCCUCAUAUUGUGUUUCCUCCAUGGCCUAUGCAUGCUCUGCCGGGUGUGCAGCCAGCAUUUCAAGCAAUCCCUGUGCAAGGAAUACCAUACUAUCAGAAUUAUGCAGGCAACGGAGCUUUUCUUCAUCCACCUCGCCACCCAAUGGAGCAUUCCUGGUCAAAUCUUGGUCAUCAGUCAGGACAGGAAAUGCAAUCCCUUGAUGGUGGGGAUAGUAAUACUGGAUCAGAAACAUGGGAGCUUGACAGGACAAAACCACUGGAUGACACAGAUGCAGAAGUUUCACGAAGUAAGAAACCAUGGAAAAAAGCUGGCAGAUCUGAAAAAAAGCAAUCAGGCAUGGUUGUAAUACGAAACAUUAAUUACAUCACUUCUAAAGAGAAGAAAUCUGGUAGUGGAAACUCUAAUUCAGAUUCUGACAUUGAUGCAGAAGAUGAAAACUUUGAGACUGAUGAUAGUGAUAUGAUUCAUCAGAAUAAUAAGAGAUAUUCCAAAAUUAAAGGAGAUCAAUUGAAGUCUCUGGAUAAGUUGAACUUCAGCAAUGAUGAAGUCUCUAAUUCCAGAAAGGAUACUGAUGAUGGACAUUGGCAGGCAUUUCAAAGUUGUUUAUUGAGAGGAAGUGAUGAACAUGUUCAUGGUGGCAACGAGAGCAUGUUUGCAAUGGAAAAGGAUGUUUUAAUAAAGAGACGCUCAAACACUGUGAUAGUUGAUCCCUUGGAACUUGGUGCACGGGAUACAGGUGUAAUACAAGAUACUAGGAUGAGUGACAUCAGCAGAUUCAGUGGAAGUACAUCCUGUAGGCCCAGAGAAUCAGAUGAUGAUGCUAUAUUUCACUCUGUGGAUAAUGAUGUCAGGGGAUCAAAUGAUGAAAUGCAUAUUCAAUUUGAAGAAACUAACAGGAGCAAGAUUGUAUCUAGGCCAGUGCAUGAAGAUUUUAUAGUUGGCAGUCAACAGAACCAAGCAAUUUUCAGGAAUUCCUCAGAUCCACUAGCACUUAAUGAUUUUGAGGGUGGGGUUGGUGAGAUGGAUAGAGAACCCACACAUGGAAUGACUGAUGAAAUUUUCAUUAUUCCAUUUAGGUCAAUGUCAAUAGAUCAAGAAGGACAAGCAGAUAGAACCCCUAUUGAUGUAGAUUCUGAGAUUCCAAUAUCAUAUAAAAAGUUGGAUUCUGAGGGAAAUAGGAACAGAGUAUAUUAUGAGCCUGAUGAUUUCAGCUUGAUGCCCGAGAGGGAAACAGAAAAGGGUUUUGUUGGAUAUGACCCUGCUCUAGACUACGAAAUGCAGGUAUGUGUAGAGUCACAGGAGCAAGGGGGAAAAGAUGUUUCUGAAGUGAAAGGAGGGUUAAGGAAAUCAGACAAGAAUCAGAGGUCAAAGGUUACUUCAGACUCUUUGCAUAGAACUGGAGGCCCUUCCAUGAAGGGGAAAACAUUAAAGAUGAGUCCUUCAGAAGAUGCACGAGUCCGUGCUGAGAGGUUGAGAUCCUAUAAAGCUGAUCUGCAGAGAAUGAAGAAAGAGAAGGAAGAGGCAGAAAUGAAGCGCCUCGAAGCUUUAAAGCUAGAGAGACAAAAGAGAAUUGCUGCUCGAGGCAAUUCUGCCUCUGGAAAGUCAUCUGUACUCUCACCUCAGACAAAGCAAUUUCCUGCAAAACUUUCUCCAGCCACCAAUAGAGGAUCCAAGUUUAGUGAUUCAGACCCUGGGUCAUCAUCACCCUUGCAGAGAUCCAAAAUUAGAACUUCACUUGGUUCAACUGAGCUGCUUAAGGCUUCUAAAUGUAGUAAAUUAAGUGAGGUUAGCCACAUGAGAGGGAAUAGGUUGACCAGAUCCUCGUCAUCAUUGUCUGAGACGAAAAGAGAAAGCAAUGGGGCCACACCUGAUUCAAAGGCUCCCAUGGCCCGAAUUAGAAGGUUAUCAGAGCCAAAACCUCUCACCAGUCCCGUUACUUCAGUGAAGGACCGAAGCGCUGAAGCAGUAUCAAGACGGAAGUUGUCUGAGGGACCUGAUAAGAACAAAAUAUCUGCUAUCAUAAACCUUGAUAAAAGUAAGGCUGCAACUCUACCUGAAUUGAAGAUUAAAACAUCAACAUCUCACAUAAAUGCAGGUGAGAACAUAUCAAGUGUGGAGGAUCAGAAGGUAUAUGGAAUAAAGCCAUCUACAUUUUGUGUAAAUGCUGAACUAAAUAAGAGUAAUUGCAAUACAGCACAUCAAACUGAUGCAGAUGACAACACAGUAGUUGAGAAAACUGUUGUGAUGCUUGAAUACGAAAAACCCUCUCUUCCAACUAAGCAUUCAUCUGAAGGGAAGUCAGAGGUAACGAAUCAAAGGUAUGAUGAUGGAGACACAGGAAAGGAAAGUGACGUAAUAUCUGAAUUGGCUCCUACACAUAGUCCUGCUUCAACCAUGGAUGGAGUUGAUGGGGAUCCCAAAAUUUGCCAACUACAAAAGCAAUUGGAUACUUCUAAAGAGGUAAGAACAGUCUAUCAAGAGCAGGACCCUCCCAACUGUGCUCACAUUACUGUUGCUGAAAAACCUUAUCGGGACGUUUCUACUCAUAACUCCUCUGUGGAAGACCCUUGCAUUGGUCAGGCAUCAUGUGGUAAAGCACCCCAAGUAAGCUCAGAGAUGGUGGCUAGAGUAGAAACAGUUAAAGCACACGCCUCUAAUAUAAAAACCCUUAAAAUGGACAAGAAUCCAGUUGUGGAGAGGAGUCUUUCAAAGGAACCAUCAAAAGGUUUAAGACGGCUUCUGAAGUUUGGGAAGAAAAAUCAUACUUCUUCAUAUGUGGAUCAAAGUAUUGAUUCAGAAUGUACGAGUGUUGAUGGUACUGAGCAUGAUGAUAAUGCAAGGAAUACUGCUUCAACAAGUGAAGUUGGCACAUUGAAAAAUCUAAUCUGGCAAGAUGAAACACCUACUGCUGGUAAUGCUUCUCAGAAGAUUUCUCGCCAUUUCUCUUUACUAUCGCCCUUCCGGAGCAAAACAAGUCAAAAGAAACAAGCAUCAUAGAUUCUCAAGAUGUUGAGGGUUUUGGACCACAUAUAUAUGUACAUCUAGCUAGUUGUGGUCUUCAGUUGUUGUUCUGACAGUGAAAAUAGAAGCAAUAGUAAGUUGUUGAAAGUAAUAGAGUGUUGCAGAAGAAGAUAGACUGAUGCUUCUGCUUCAUGGGAUCUAACCCACUUGUAAUAUAUUAAUUGUUGGAUAAUGUUUAAUAGUGCCAAAAAAAAAAAAAAAACCCAAAAAAUGCUAUGU
This is a messenger RNA of Sesamum indicum (sesame), 4336 nucleotides long. RefSeq names its product COP1-interacting protein 7. NCBI's taxonomy places the organism in Eukaryota, Viridiplantae, Streptophyta, Magnoliopsida, Lamiales, Pedaliaceae. The record is from RefSeq and is a predicted model, not a curated record.